This is a messenger RNA of Microthlaspi erraticum, 372 nucleotides long. The record is from the annotation of a GenBank genome assembly. Lineage: Eukaryota; Viridiplantae; Streptophyta; Magnoliopsida; Brassicales; Brassicaceae.
AUGGUCACCAACGUGGCAAUGUCCUCAUCUUCUCCAGAGGAUAUAGACUGUGUUGUGGCUGUCAAGUUCUUUGGACCUCAGCUCAGCUUUUGCAGAUACCCUGGUAGAAGUGACUCCGAGUGGAUCAACUUGAGAAUCGAAACCCUAGUUUCUUCUCCUCCCGGGUCAUGUUUUCCAAGAAAGACGACAUGUUUCAAAUUGUCGGAUCUGGAGGCCACCUUAUUGGAUCAUGGGAUCUCAGUUGGAUCAUGUACACGAUCAUUGGAUCAAUAUGUUCGCAAUCCCAUUAACAUGUUUAAGAGGUUGCGCUUGAAAAAUUCCCAAGCUGUCAAAGACCAAACGGGAGCUUCUGGAUUCGUGCCACACGAGUGA